UUCCUAUGUUUUUCAUUCACCCGCCAUUCCAAACAAAAAUCAGCAUACCACACUGCAAUUACACAGUGCUAUACUGUACUCAUUUUUCUCUUCUAUUGCUUCGUUUAACCCCCCAAAACGGUGCCGUAUCAACCACCAUUCUAUCAAACAGUUUUUUAAUUUAAAAAAUAAAAUAAGAGAGAAAUUCUUCAAUGACGUUAAUUCUGUUAUGCUUAUUUCCUCUUUGCUUUCAACUUUUUUUCAAUUUCGCACUUUCUCUCUCCUCCGAUGGUCUCGCACUUCUGUCUCUUAAAUUCGCCGUCGACCAAUCCGAGGACGGCUUCUUCUCCGAUUGGAACGGUGGCGAUUCUAACCCGUGCGGUUGGUCGGGAAUUUCCUGCGGUAACAUCUCCGGUAUUCCAGAGCCACGAGUUGUCGGAAUUGCCCUCGCCGGAAAAUCUCUCCGCGGCUAUAUUCCAUCGGAGCUCGGCACGCUUCGCUACCUCCGUCGUCUUAAUCUUCAUGACAAUGAAUUCUACGGCGUUGUUCCAAUGCAGCUCUUCAAAGCCACUGCACUUCACAGCAUUUUUCUCCACCGUAACAACCUCUCCGGUCCGUUUCCACCCUCCGCAUGCACCGUUCCGCGCCUCCAAAAUCUCGAUAUUUCAGACAAUUUCUUCUCCGGCAACAUUCCUAACGAUAUCAAGAAAUGUAAGCAGCUUCAACGGCUUCUCCUAGCAAGGAACAAAUUCUCCGGAGAAAUUCCGUCUGGCGUGUGGUCGGAGCUCGAUAACCUAGUUCAACUCGACCUAUCCGCUAACGAUUUCAAAGGUUCAAUCCCGGAUGAUAUAGGCAACCUUGUUUCCCUCUCAGGCACAUUGAACCUAUCAUUCAACCACCUCUCCGAUCAAAUUCCAAACUCACUCGGGAAAUUGCCAGCCACCGUGAGCUUCGACCUCAGAAACAAUAACCUCAUCGGCGAGAUUCCCCAAACGGGAACAUUUUCAAACCAGGGCCCAACUGCAUUCCUCGGUAACAAAGACCUGUGUGGAUUUCCACUUCGAAAAUCAUGCACAGGUUCAAACCGAGACUCAGGUUCCAGUUCAUCUUCUCACAAAGACGAACAGAGUAACCGCUCUAAAGGGCUCAACCCUGGUUUGAUUAUUGUGAUCUCAGUAGCCGAUGCUGUUGGAGUCGCUCUUAUUGGACUUGUGAUUGUCUAUGUUUAUUGGAAAAAGAAAGACAAUGACAAUGUGGGUAGUUGCAAUAGGAAGAGAAGGUUUGGUGAUGAGGAUGAGGAUGAGGAUGAGAAAGGGAAUGGUUGUUCUUUGCUUCCUUGUAUUAGUGGUUUGAAUUUGAAGAAUGAGGAAGAUAAUGAAAAUGGUGAGGUGGAGAUAGAUAAGGGAGGGAAAGGGGAAGGUGAAUUGGUGACAAUUGAUAAAGGUUUGAAGAUUGAACUUGAUGAGCUAUUGAGAGCCUCAACAUAUGUGUUGGGGAAGAGUGAAUUGGGGAUUGUGUAUAAGGUGGUGCUUGGAAAUGGGGGGCCAGUGGUUGUGAGGAGAUUAGGAGAGGGUGGAGAAGAAAGGUAUAAGGAGUUUGUAGCUGAAGUACAAGCCAUUGGGAAGGUGAAGCAUCCUAAUAUUGUGAGAUUGAGAGCUUAUUAUUGGGCACAUGAUGAAAAGCUUCUUAUAAGUGAUUUCAUCUCCAAUGGCAAUUUGGCACAUGCACUUCGAGGUAGAAAUGGCCAACCAUCUUCAAACCUUUCAUGGUCAACAAGGUUAAGAAUUGCCAAAGGAAUAGCAAGGGGCUUAUCCUAUCUUCAUGAGUGCAGUCCUAGAAAAUAUGUACAUGGUGACAUAAAACCCUCAAAUAUCCUACUUGACAAUGACUUACAACCCUACAUUUCUGAUUUUGGUCUUAAUAGACUAAUCAGCAUCACAGGUAACAACCCUUCAACUGGUGGAUUCAUGGGUGGAGCUUUACCUUACAUGAAAUCAUCAUACAAAGAAAACAGAACCAAUAACAACAAUUACAAAGCGCCCGAGGCGCAUGUACCUGGUUGUAGACCAACACAGAAAUGGGAUGUUUAUUCAUUAGGAGUUGUUAUGCUUGAAUUGUUAACAGGGAAGUCACCAGAAUCAUCUCCCAUGUCGUUGUCGUUGUCGUCAUCGGUUUCUGUGGUGGAAGGUUAUGAGCUGGUAAGAUGGGUGAGAAAUGGGUUUGAUCAACAAAGUCCUUUAUCUGAAAUGGUUGAUCCAUCUUUGUUACAAGAAGUGAGAGCUAAGAAAGAGGUAUUGGCUGUGUUUCAUGUUGCACUUGCUUGUACUGAAGGUGACCCUGAAGUUAGGCCUAGAAUGAAAAUUGUCUUUGAAAAUCUUGAAAAGAUUGGAAGGUAAUAAUAAUCUCUUGAUACAGAAGAUAAUUAACACUCACAAGGCUGCAAAAUGCAAAUCUUGCUUCCAUCUUUGGGUUAAUUAGCCAUUUGACUAGGAGAUAUAAAGUUCUUUUGGUGGCUGAAGUGGAUGUGUUAAAAGAGCAUAUUGAUAAGUAGGUCAGAGAUUUUAUUCCCACCCUCAACACAAUUCUAACAAUACUGACAUCACGUUGACUUUUCAAACAAAAAUAAACCCCUUAACUUGUGUGUUUAUAAGUUAGGUAAAUUUUCGGAAAUUGUAAUUAUCUUGUUUGGUGAAGUAUCAGUAAAGUUGCUUGAUAUCAUUUGAAUUU
Cicer arietinum (chickpea) is the source of this 2706-nucleotide messenger RNA. Its product is annotated as receptor protein kinase-like protein ZAR1. Gene Ontology annotation, molecular function: protein binding; ATP binding; DNA binding. The record is from RefSeq and is a predicted model, not a curated record. Gene Ontology annotation, cellular component: nucleus. Gene Ontology annotation, biological process: regulation of DNA-templated transcription; protein phosphorylation. NCBI's taxonomy places the organism in Eukaryota, Viridiplantae, Streptophyta, Magnoliopsida, Fabales, Fabaceae.